Molecule: messenger RNA, 7479 nt
Organism: Rattus norvegicus (Norway rat)
Lineage: Eukaryota; Metazoa; Chordata; Mammalia; Rodentia; Muridae
Source: RefSeq, a predicted model, not a curated record
UUUUGUUUUGUUUUUAAAGAUUUAUUUAUAUCAGUACAUUGCAUCUGUCUUCAGACACACCAGAAGAGGGCAUCAGAUCCCAUUACAGAUGGUUAUGAACCACCACGUGGUUGCUGGGAGUUGAACUCAAGACCUCUGGAAGAGCAGUCAGUGCUCCUAUCCUCUGAGCCAUCUCUCCAGCCCUUGUUUUUAAAUAUAAUACAAUUUAACCCAAAUAACAGAAUUGCAAUAUUUGUACCUGUAAAACAUCAUAAACAACAAAUGUACUAACAGAAUGUCUAUAAAAGUGUAAAAUGUUAAGAGCCAGGUUCUUUGACUGUGAUUGGCAUGAGUUUCACAGAACUACUGCUAAACGCACAAGGUCCAGAAGAGAACUUUAAGCAGGAAUGUGUCAAUCAUUCAGUAUUUCCUAGGUCUCCCAAAGCCUGAGGCUGGUGCUGGGAUGAAGAGCCUAGAGUGACAAAAUUCCUUGAGAAGUUGAUAGUUUAUUGUGAGGCAGAAAAUGUAAACAAUUCUCGUGGCAGGACUAGGUCUGUUUCCAGAGUGAAGUCUGAGGUAGUGUUUAAAGGGCAGCAGGAGCAGCAUCUGAGGUUGGACCAAAACAACCCAACAAGCUUUUGGAAAAGUCUCCCAUCUUUCGGUCCCCCCUUGAUCGCCACUCCUUGCAUGGAGCACAGCCAGGAUGUGAGCAUUAUCUGUCCCAAAGCUAUCGCAGGCCUAGUAAAUCCUUGGGCCUGUUUGGAGAAGAGCCUGCGUCCUUCCCUACCUCCAUGAUGACAGAGCCCUGUGACUACUGGAAGGCUGGAGCAUUUGUCUGGCUACGGAGGACUCCUCCCAGUGUCUCUGAGCCAUUGCCGAGCACAGGUCUACGAAGUCCAUUUCUUCUUCAGGAUGUCAUUGUUGUCUCAGACUCUGUUCUGUUUUGCUCAGAGAUCUGCCUGCCUCUGCCUCCUGGGUGUUGGAAUUAAAGGCGUGCACCACUGCCAUCCUGCUAAGAGAAGCUUCUUUAAUAAAACUACACUUGCCUAUGAGUUAAAGAAUAAGAUUUAGAAAUGCAGCUAGGGACUAUGCUGGUCUAGCAAAGCAGUGUUAGGAGGUUCUCUUCUCAGAUCCAUCGCCUCACUAGCCCCAGGAAGUCAAGCUAGGUUCUAGUACCAGAUGUGGUUCUGCUCCUGUUGCGUGGGCCUUCAGUCCAAUCAGACAGCUGUGAGUUACCACGGUGAUGGGAGUGGCACUAUUGUGUCUUUAUGGAUAUCCUGCCGUAACACUGCUGUGAGUCAUAGGUGUGUCAGGUGGGUAAGUGCCUUACCUUCUUGAACUUUAAGAUGGAGACGAUAGGAUCCAUCUCUUGGAGGUGGGAGCUCCUCAGGGAAUUCGAGUCUAAUAGAUGUUAGCUGUCACCACAGCCAUCAUCAUCAUGACCAUCUCACUUAUCCCCAUCAUAAUCACCCUCCACCAGCAUCAACCGCUCUGGCAUCUCCUUUCUUAUUUGCUUUCUCUGUUCUCUUUGCUUUGCUUCUCUCUACAGAGCAUCCCACCAGAACUUCAAAAUUCAUGCUUAUAGGACCCCAUUUCUCUGUUUUGCUUACUGGGGUUAAAAUUCUGAAGCACAGGGCACAGACUGAAUACCUGAAGACACAAGCAAUGAUCUUGUCAAAGACGUUAUCAAUGACCCUUCCCAGAUAUGUAUUUACUCUGUAGCCCAGGCUAGUCUAGAACUCAUUAUAUGGCCUAGGCUAACCUCAAACUUGUGCUAAUCCUCUUGCCUCAGAUUCUCAAGUGCCAGACUAGAAAGUACAAGCUGCCUUGUCUACAUUUUAUUUCACUGCCCAUUCAAGCUGUUAAACAGUUAACCUCAUUUUUGUGGUUUUAAAAACUACAUUCAAAAUGUCUUUUCUUCUGAAAAUGCCAAAUAAUAUAAAAGUAGACAAAAGUGAAUACUAGAAUCCUCUCCUCCCACUUCUUAGGGUUAAAUGCCUUUAUUACUACAGUAUACGUUCUCCUGGGCACUUUUCAUUACACACAUUUAAAAAAAAGUAACGUGUGUAUGUGUGUAUGUGUGUAUGUGUGUAUGUGUGUAUGUAUGUAUGUAUGUAUGUAUGUAUGUAUGUAAUAUUUGUGUGGGUAUGUGCAUAUGCCAGUGUGUGUGUGUGUGUGUGUGUGAGAGAGAGAGAGAGAGAGAGAGAGAGAGAGAGAGAGAGAGAGAGAGAGGAUCACUUGCAGGAGUCAAUUCUAUCCUUCCACCAUGUGGAUUUCUUGAGUAGUCAGGCUUAGAAGCAUGCACCUUUAUCUCACGAGCCAUCUUCCAUAAUUUUGUAAAAUUUUAAAAGCCAUGUUUUUAAAAAGUUGUGGUCAAAUCACUUACCAAGUUUAGUAUCUUGGUCAUUUUUAAGUGUACAGUUCCAAUGUUAACUUACAUUGAUGAGAAACAAUAUUUUUGUCUUGCAAAUCUCAAACUCUGAACCCAUUAAAUAACUCUUUGCUUUUCUUCCUACUUUUAACAACCAUUCUAUUUUCUACAUCUAUAAAUCUGAUUCACUCAACAGCCUCACAUAAGACAAGGGUGCGUAGAGUAGUUCUCCUCUAACUGGCUAACUUAUUUGGCAGAAGGUCCUCAAGGUUUAUCCAUAGCAUUUGCCUGAAUUUCCUUCCUUUAUAAAGCUGCUUACUACCCCACUGUAACUUCCACUCUAUUUAUCAGUUCAUCACCUUAAAAAGCUUGUUUCUGAUGAUUCUAUAAACCUACGUGGGACAAUACCUUGAAAAGAGAAAGGAAAUAUAACGGUUAAUAUUAACCAUCCACUUGACAGGAUCGAGAGUGUCCUGGAGGAGGGCCCUUGAGCUGCCCUUGGGUGAUUGUCUCUCUUGGGUCGAUUGAUGUGGGAAGACAUCCUACGUGGGCAGGACCAUUCUCUGGUAUGGGAUCCUGGCAUGUAUAAACUGAAGAAAGCGGCUUCACACUAGCAAACACUCACUGUCUUCUGCUUCCUGAAAGUAGAUGUAACGUGACCAGCUGCUUCAAGUUCCUACUGCCUUCACUCUCCCACCAUAAAGGACUAUAUCUUGAACCAUGGUGCAGAAAACCAAAAACAAAACCCUUUUCCCUAAAGUGGCUUUUGUCACCGUAUCAGGAAAAGAAACUAAGAGAGGAAGAAAGAAGUGAGGAAUGAGUUUUAUUCUUUAACUGGGAAUGUGGUUAAACAGUAAAGUUAGUAUGCCAACAUCAUGGGUUUAACUCUUAGGAAAAAGAAAGAGGAAAGAAGUCAUUUCCAUGGCUCUGAGGUUUGUGGUCUGGACAGAAAAGAUUCUGGAUAGGGAGGCCAAUCUAGAAGGGUUUUGCAAUAGUUAGGAUGACCAAAAGACCAAGGUAGAUACUAUGGAGAUUGAAAAGGAGUGGAUGAAACAUUUGGAGACAAAAGAGGGUGAGGGCAAAGCAAAAAGGAUUUCUCAGAUUUGUCAUUUGUGGAUUAGGUGUGUGACAGAUGUGGGUAACUAAGAGGAACCUUGAGAUCUUUAGUUCUUCAUGCGGAUAGAGGAUGCUUGCUUAGUGCUUUGUUAAUUUCUAAGCAUCAGCAUCUGUCUUAAUGUUUCCAUUGCUGUAAACAGACACCAUAACCAAGGCAACUUUUUAAAGGACAUUUACUGGGGUUGGUUUACAGGUUCUGAGGCUCAGUCCAUCAUCAUCAAUGAGAAAAGUAAUAGAUAUGCUUAAAUUUGGAAGCCUAACUAAAGCUUUGUUCUAAGAGUUCUUUCAAAAAACAGUAUUGUUUAGUAACGUGUCAGAUUAUGUUUCUCGUACCAGACAGAAGAGAACAAAUCAGAACAGCUUUCUGUCCUCGUGGAAAGUGGGGGAGACAAUAAACAUAGGUAGUUAUCAUGAAGAAACUGACAGGUAUGGUGGCACACACCUGUCAUCUCAGUAUUUGAAAAGUUGAGCCAGGAGGAUUUCCAAUGUGAGGCCAGCCUGAGCGGGCAUAGGGAGACUCUGAUUUAGAAAACAAACCCACCAACUAUGCUAACCAAACCAAAUAAUCAAACAUGGGGUUAGUGGUGGGAAUAAUGGGAAAGGCCAAGAAGCAGUCAGGAUGGAAGCGACUUAAGAUUUCAAGAAAGGCCUCUGUGACAGGGUAGGACAUGAACGGGUCUAGAGGAAGGGUAAAUGGUGUGCUAGUUGCCCACCCGAGAACGGAAGAAGGGCACACAAAAGAUCCGUUGAACCCGAGACGUCUAUUAGCCUAGGGUUUCGAGCGAGCGAUCAAGCAGACCCUAGGGGUUGGCAUCCAGUUCAGGCUUCCACUUAAAUACUAGGCGACUCCGGUCACGCGCUCCGCACUGUGCUAAGCGCCGGGGGCACCUACAUGACAGGGCUGUGCUGGCGUGGUAAAAGCCGUCGUUUCCGGGCGCUGUCUGAGACCACAGAGACCAUGAGAAAGGUUAUGGAGAGCGAAGACGGCCUGGCUUACAGUCGAGCUCGACCCAGGGAGCCGACUCCAGCCCGGGCGGCGACCGACUCGCGAGCUGCGUCACAAAGCACCUAGUGGACGCUCGAUUCUGGAGCAGCGCGGCGCGGCCUGUCCCUCAGAGCCGCAGGAGGUGGGCGGCGCGCCCACCAAGGGCACGCGACGCGCCCACCAAGGGCACGCGACGCCCUCUGCAGGCCGCGGGCGGCAACACACUGGGGCCCCGCCUCAACUGUAAAUAUCGCGAGAUCUGGAGGCGCGGCUACCAUGGCGGCGGCGUUUGAAGCUCUACCGGCCUCGACAACCUCCGAAUCCGCUAUGGCGGCGGAGCUUGAGGCCGCACCGGUUCCGGCUGCGGAGCCAACUCCCGCCUCCCCGUGGAACCUGCGGACCGCUCACGACAUCGGCGGGCCGCGCACACGUACCGGGGACGUGGUGCUGGCGGAGCCUGCGGACUUCGAGUCGUUGCUGCUGUCGCGGCCCGUGCUGGAGGGGCUGCGGGCGGCCGGCUUCGAGAGGCCCUCUCCCGUGCAGCUCAAGGCCAUCCCGCUGGGGCGCUGCGGGCUUGAUUUAAUUGUUCAAGCUAAAUCUGGCACUGGAAAAACUUGUGUAUUCUCCACCAUUGCUCUGGACUCCCUUAUUCUUGAAAACUAUAGUACUCAGAUUUUGAUAUUGGCUCCCACAAGAGAAAUUGCUGUUCAGAUACAUUCUGUUAUCACAGCCAUUGGAAUAAAAAUGGAAGGAUUAGAAUGUCAUGUCUUUAUUGGAGGGACUCCAUUAUCGCAAGAUAAAACCAGACUUAAAAAGUGUCAUAUUGCUGUUGGCUCUCCUGGUAGAAUUAAACAGCUCAUAGAACUUGACUACCUGAAUCCAGGCAGUAUCCGUCUCUUUAUUCUUGAUGAAGCAGAUAAGCUUUUAGAAGAAGGCAGUUUCCAGGAGCAAAUAAAUUGGAUUUACUCCUCUUUGCCUGCCAGUAAACAAAUGUUGGCAGUGUCUGCUACUUACCCUGAAAUUUUGGCUAAUGCUUUGACAAGGUAUAUGAGAGAUCCCACUUUUGUAAGAUUGAAUCCCAGUGAUCCAAGUCUGAUAGGUUUGAAGCAGUACUACCAAGUUGUCAACUCUUACCCUUUGGCUCAUAAGAUUUUUGAGGAAAAGACUCAGCACUUACAGGAACUUUUUAGUAAAAUCCCAUUUAAUCAAGCCUUGGUGUUUUCUAAUUUGCAUAGCAGAGCUCAACACUUGGCUGAUAUCCUCUCUUCUAAAGGUUUUCCUACUGAAUGCAUUUCAGGUAACAUGAAUCAGAAUCAGCGCCUUGAUGCUAUGGCUAAACUGAAGCAGUUUCAUUGCAGAGUCCUCAUUUCUACAGAUUUGACUUCCCGUGGGAUUGAUGCGGAGAAGGUGAAUCUAGUUGUAAAUCUGGAUGUGCCGUUAGACUGGGAGACUUACAUGCAUCGAAUUGGCAGAGCUGGCCGUUUUGGCACAUUGGGACUGACAGUGACCUACUGUUGUAGAGGGGAAGAAGAAAAUAUGAUGAUGAAAAUUGCCCAGAAAUGUAAUAUCAACCUUCUCCCUUUACCAGAUCCUAUUCCUGCUGGCUUGAUGGAAGAAUGCUUGGAUUGCGAUGUGGAAGUUAAAGCUGCGAUGCACACUUACAGCUCACCAAGUAUAUCUACCCAGUCCCCCAAAAAGCAAGUUCAAAAACCAGAGCGAGCCUUCCAGUCUCAAAGAACUCCUGGUAGCCAUAUGCCUUCCCCCAGAAACACUUCUGUAUCUACACUGUCAGCCAAAUCAAAGCACGGCAAACAAAAGCUUCCUGUGAAAAGCCACUCAGAGUGUGGGAUCCUAGAAAAGGCAGCUCCACCACAGGAGUUGGGCUGUACCACACAUCCGGAAGAGCAAGUUAAGAACUCUGUUCAGACCUCUACUGAGGAGUCCUCCAGUAACAGCCUGCACCAGGCCAAAGAGACCUCACCUGGGUCACUCCCUAAGAUUCCUUGUCUGUCUUCCUUUAAAGUCCAUCAGCUGAGUGCUUUGACUUUUGCAGAACUGGUAGAAGAUUAUGAACACUAUAUUAAAGAGGGCUUAGAGAAACCUGUGGAAAUUAUCCGGCACUACACAGGACCUGGGGCUCAGACUGUGAAUCCUCAGAAUGGUUUUGUGAGAAACAGAGUUUCUGCAGACAGAGUGCAGAUGUUGGUGAGUAGUAGCCAGUCUGGAGACUCAGAGAGUGAGAGCGACUCUUGCAGCUCCAGGACUUCUUCCCAGAGCAAAGGCAAUAAGUCUUACUUGGAAGGCUCUUCUGACACUCAGUUGAAAGACUCUGAAUGUACUUCUGUGGGUGGCCCUCUGUCUUUGGAACAAAUUCAGAAUGGAAAUGAUACCUCGACUCAAGUGGAGUAUCAAGAAUCCCCUGAAACCCAGGUAAAGGCAAGGCAUAAAGAAGGUGCUAACCAAAGGUCUAAACCAAGUCGGAGAAACCCACCACGGCGCUCCUCCUACCGAGUACAGACAGAAGCCCAGGAAGAGGGUUGGCAUGACUGUCACAGGGAAACAAACGCGAGUUCUUCAGAUCCCUACCAGGAUUAUGAGGAGUACUGGAGAGCGUAUUACAGGGCAUGGCAAGAAUAUUAUGCUGCUGCUUCCCAUUCAUACUAUUGGAAUGCUCAGAGACAUCCGAGCUGGAUGGCUGCCUAUCAUAUGAAUACAGUUUAUCUACAAGAAAUGAUGCGUGGUAACCAGUGAGGUUAGCAUGUGCCUGAGACUGUUGACUGUCAACAGAUCAUUAGAUACACAUUCUUCACCUAGAGCAAGUAGGAUUCGGUGGCAUUUUGGAGGAACUUGAGAGGACUUGAGGCUUUCUACUGGGACACAAUUAUUUUUCAGAUUAUUUUUAGAACUUGGCUCUAAAGACCCCCCCAAGGUGCCACUUCAUGUAGGCUGGUCCCAAAAGAAACCUUUAAAUAGGUGACAUAUGCCACUCCUUACUUAAAAAACAAAAUAAAAACAGUUAAAAUUUGAA